Molecule: messenger RNA, 567 nt
Organism: Wasmannia auropunctata (little fire ant)
Lineage: Eukaryota; Metazoa; Arthropoda; Insecta; Hymenoptera; Formicidae
Product: cytochrome P450 4C1-like
Exons: 2
Coding region: 232-567 (111 amino acids)
Molecular function (GO): monooxygenase activity; iron ion binding; heme binding
Source: RefSeq, a predicted model, not a curated record
AUAUAUAAAAAACACAUUAUAUCUCUUUAAAUUUUGUAGUGAUAAUGUGAUAAAGUAUAAAUAAUGUAUGUUUCAGUGUACCUUUGAUGAAACAUAUUUAAGGUAUCAAGAUAAUACAUUUUAUUUUGAAGCAAAUAAUGUAUAUUCAAUGAUUUGUGAAUUAAAAUGUGAACAAGAGGAUCAAGAAAACAGAAUUUGAUUAAAUCGACUAAUUAUUUUUCGUCAACAAAAAUGAUUGUUACUAUAUUGCUACUAUUGCUACUAUUUAUUUUUAUUAUAUUGGUGUGUAAUUAUUAUGUGCAUUACGGAAGAAAAGGGAGACUUAUAAAUCUUAUACCAGGACCACGAGGUUAUCCGAUUAUUGGAAAUGUAUUGCAAUAUCUCGGUUCACGAGAAGAAAUAUGGAAGCUUGUAGUUGAGCUUCAAGAUCAGUACUAUCCAAUUGUCAAAGGAUGGCAAUUAUUUUAUCCACUUGUAUGCAUCCGUCAUCCGGAUGAUCUAGAGGUAAUAAAAAAUAAAAGAUAUUCGGUUUGUUCUGGUUUUUGUUAUUCCAAUAUUUUAUUAUAA